GUGUGUUCUGCUGGUUUCAUGGCUCUCCUCACCAAUGUCGCCAUCCUGCUUAUUCUGGCUUGUAUUUCCCAUCAGCUGAUGUUGAGCAGCUGUCAGAAAAGCCAAGGGAGGAGGGGACGGGGGAUGGACAGAAGACAAGACAGGACCAAGCCAGGCCUAAAGGUGGGCCGUCAACCCAAAUCUGUCUCUGCCCAGCCCAUUAAGGGCAAAAUGGUUACCAAAGACAAGUCAGAGUGUACCUGGGAAGCGACAGGUGAGGACCUCUUCAUUCUCAGUGUCAGCUGCAAGAAGAGAGACAGGAGCUUCAGCUGUGAGUAUGUCUCCAGACCAGCUGUUUGUCCCCAGUACUCUUCCAAUGUCAAUCUUUACUGGAAGCAAAUCGCCAGGGCACUGAAGAAGCAAAAGAAUUUGUGCCAGGACAGUCGUGCUUUGGUCAGGGCGGGCAUGUGCAGAAGAGCUGCCAGAGAAGCUAAUUUCAGACUCCAUAAUGCACAGAGAAAGACUGACUCGCCUUCCAUCCCACUGCCCACACCCAGAGCUGUCAAAUCCUGUCAACCUGAUAACAAGAAGAGGGCAGAGGAGUACUGCAACGACUCCUGGUCGAGUGUUUGCACCUUCUUUUUCACUAUGGUGCAGGAUUAUGAUUGCUGAGACAGAAAAAGUGCAAAGGUGAAAUAAAUUCAGCUCUCUACAUGUCUAAUUAUACACACUUUACAGAAGAAAGAUGUAAUCUAUUCUCACAGAAUAAUUUUAGUAUUUUAUGUAGAUUGCACACUGGAAGUAUUUCUUCAAAUUGUUAAUAGUGGUUCUAGCCCUUAAUAAAUACCUUUUUUAUCUAGUUAAUGUUGCUCUAUGAUUCGUUAAUUUGGGAGAAAUGUAUUAGUGAUAACUUGAUUUUAAAAAGAAUACCUUGAUUGUUGCCUCUUGUAACCACACAUACACAACUUAAGCACAGAUAUCCUGCAUGCCCCUCUCCAUUUUUGUGUCUAGUCACCACAACUUCAUGUGAUUUCAUUUAAAGGCAUGUUUUCCAUCAUACUUACUUGAUUUUGAAAAGAAGAAUUACUUAAAUAAGAUCACCUUGUUGUCCUUUUAAAACAAUUUAAUUUAUGUCGAAACCCCUUUCAUUCUUCUCCAAAUGUGUGUGCACUGUCCUGCCGCAGGCAUUUGCUGGGAGAUUAGCAGUUUGAGCAUGUUGGGUAUUGACACAGUAAUUUAAUCAGAGUCAGUGUGAUUUUUUAGACGCCUUGGCCUGCAUACUUUGGUACUGACCUGCCUCUGAAUCCACAUUCUCAGUAUGAAAACAUUAAAACAUCACAUGCUUAACUUGCAAAAUCAGUGUUCAUAAAUUUAAUCCACUAAAAGCCAGUGGUGGAGGAAGCAUUCAAAUCAUCUAAAUAAAAGUAAAAAUACCACAAUAUGAAAAUACUCAAAUACAAGUAGUCAUGCAUUCAAAGUUUCACUUAAGUAAAAGUACACUAAGUAUUAGCAACAAAAUGUACUUAAAGUAUCAAAAGUAUAUACUUCAUAUACUUUUGGUAGUUUAACAUGUCGCAAUGAAUCUAACUGAUCAUAAGUUUUGUUUGUAAAAUCUUGAGUUAAUGUAGUGAAAUGAAAAGUACAGUAUUUCUCUAUGAAAUGUAGUGAAAUAAAGUAGCAUAAAGUAAAGUCCCUUCAACUCAGGGGCAGAUAAAAUGGCAUCAGUGUAACUAGUGACCAGAAUCAAUGUUUGGGAAAAUUAAGGAAAAAUACACAAAUCCUGUAACACUUCCUCAUUGCUUGUUUGUUAAGUCUAUUUCUCUGUUUCAGAUUUUACAUGUGUUGUUUGUUUAGUAUAUGUGUAUUCUUUCUGACAUUAACAGGACCAAUAGUUGAUGAAAUAAUGCAAUAUAAUGUCAGGAUUAGGCUAAAGUGUCAGUAGCGACAUUCAGCAAUCAUACAGAGAUUUUUACCUAAGAGGCAGACACGACUUUCUCCACAGACCAGAACAAACCAGCCUCAGGACAUGUUGCAUUUUGGGAAAAGGGACUCAUUUUGUCUUGAUGAUUUCAGCUUCAUCUCCUGCUGUAACAUAAUGUAUUACCCACAGCUAAAAUCCAUCAAGUUCAGACUCUCAGCAGGUUGCAUUCUGGGCCAUGUAGGAAAUUCUAAUGGUAGAUGAGGCAGACUAAAGCAAUGUGGCUGCAACAAAAAAGAAUAUAGAGGGCAGUCACAAAACAACUGCAGGAAUGCAGUGAAUAUAGAAGUAUAUUUAGGAGGUGUUUUGAAAGCUUUUUAAGCACCAGCUGCUGAAAACACAAGACACAUUUCAGUAAUCACCUGAAUGCUCUGUGCUGCUACAUUCUGCUCCAUUAGGAUAGUAAAUGAAAAUACAUUAAAUUAAGUGCUGUCCAACUGUAUAGUGUAUAUCUCAGUGAGUGGACAAAAUGGGUCACCCAUGCAUUAGGUUACUGUAGCUCAUCCAGUACAGAAUGAAAGUGCUGUGUGUGUGAAUUAUCUAGCUAAUGGUGUUCUGGAAGCAGAAAUGUUCUCAGUCCCUGUAUGCGGCUCAGUUAAAUACACAAUCCUCAGAACAUUUAAAGCAGCAAUUUAAAACAAAUACAUUUUGAUUUUAGAAACUUUUUAAGCCCUCCAAUCAUGCUGUGUGUGUGUGUGUGUGUGUGUGUGUGUGAAGGGGAGGGCUGAAUCUGCAAAAUCAAUGAUUAUUUUUGUGAUUUUUAGUAGAAGCUGAUUGACAACCUCCAUUUUCCCAUUCCUUCACAUGUUGCAUUGUGGUACAAGAGCUAAAAUAAACUCUUGAAGUGCUCCAAACAUUAA
This is a messenger RNA of Micropterus salmoides (largemouth bass), 2817 nucleotides long. It is a transcript of the gene fgfbp1a, whose product is annotated as fibroblast growth factor binding protein 1a. Lineage: Eukaryota; Metazoa; Chordata; Actinopteri; Centrarchiformes; Centrarchidae. The transcript has a single exon. Bases 19 to 651 code for a protein of 210 amino acids. Gene Ontology annotation, biological process: cell-cell signaling. Gene Ontology annotation, molecular function: growth factor binding. The record is from RefSeq and is a predicted model, not a curated record.